Dissoconium aciculare CBS 342.82 is the source of this 735-nucleotide messenger RNA. RefSeq lists its product as uncharacterized. The coding region runs from base 1 to 735 and encodes 244 amino acids. Lineage: Eukaryota; Fungi; Ascomycota; Dothideomycetes; Mycosphaerellales; Dissoconiaceae. The transcript has 3 exons. The record is from RefSeq and is a predicted model, not a curated record.
AUGCAACUCGGAAUGAUAGUCGCCCCUCACGGCCCGUCCACGGCAGUAGAAAUACACAUGAGACACGCUCCGCUAACCAAUGCAGCUCGUCGGAGGGAAUGCCAGCUAGAAUCAUGCGAGCUGCAGGGCGAACAGGAACUGGAACCAUUAGCGACUGCGCAUGACGUCGUGCAAUGCAUGUCCAUUGUCCUUCGGCGGGAUGGGAAUGCUGAGCAUCACGAUGGCGGCCUCGCUCCAUCGCUGAUUGCCAAGGAAAAGAAAGAAGCCGCUGCGCGAAUUGACCCGAGGUCGAAAGCGUCUGUCGAAAAGGGUGAGCGAGAUCUUCCCGCCUGCAUCUCACCUGUAUCAGGUCAGCACAAACGGGCCAGCCAGCCAGCAGCCCACGCGCGCGGGCCAAAGCAGCGAGCAAGCAUGUCAGCACAGAACUGCAAUAGGCCGCGCGUUGACUCGAACUCGACCUCGACUGAUGACUGUGCCCGUUUGCUCCUCCCACUCCGCCGAAAGACGCCGCCGCCGCCCGCCGUGACCGGCGACAAUGAGAGGUCGGCCAAGGAACAAACAGAUGCUCGAGGGCCCUUGUCUAUUCUAUCGAAGCUCGUCUGUCUGGGCAAUACUAAUCUCACGUAUCUGGAUAAUCGUGGUGGGGCGCCUGCCCGCUCGCCGGCUUCUGCUGCUACUGCUGCUUGUUAUGCACGUCUUGCUUCACUCGUGCAUAGCUUAUCCAACCUCACCUGA